Nipponia nippon (crested ibis) is the source of this 753-nucleotide messenger RNA. NCBI's taxonomy places the organism in Eukaryota, Metazoa, Chordata, Aves, Pelecaniformes, Threskiornithidae. The record is from RefSeq and is a predicted model, not a curated record.
AUGGCGGCCGCUGCCUCCUCCCGCCCUGGCGGCCCGGGCCGCGGCUGCCUUUCGCCCGUCACAGGCGCUGCCGUAGGCCGGGGACGGACGGACCGUGGAGGUCACGGGGUGAAGAGCUGCUGGCGUGGCUCAGACUUACCUGUGCCUAAGGUGCAGGAAUCACUCCAAAUUUGGCAACCUAGUAAUCACAGUGACUUCAGCUGCCCCAUCUGUCUCCAGACAGCUACUCUCCCGGUAGAAACCAACUGUGGACAUUUAUUCUGUGGUUCCUGUCUGAUCACAUAUUGGAAACAUAGUCCCUGGUUAGCAGCAAUAACCUGCCCUCUCUGCAGACAAAAGGUGGUUCUUCUGGAUAACAUCUCUUGUGAAAAGCAACAAGAUAAGCCAAGCACAAUUGUACACGACAUUAGAGAUUACAACAAGCGUUUCUCAGGGCAACCUCGACCCUUUGCAGAUUACCUUUCUGACACGCUGUUUUUCCUGACUCUUGCCUUGCGAGGCAUCUUCACCUGGGGUGGUCUCGUAUGGAUUUUUUUCCUAAGAGUUGCUGUUUGCUCCUUUGGAACUAUCAUAUGCUUGUCUUCUCCAUUUGACAUGAAGCCUGGGCCUCUCUGUAGGACUCUUGGAACAGCCGAUGACAUGGUGGUUGUUUCCCUUCUUUUAAUUUGCAUGAUAAACAUUUGUCAGCAAAUUGCAUCUAAUGGGGUAAAUAUGGCAAGGUCUGCAGCUCAGAGCAUGCUGUCAGAGUCCUGA